AUUCUCCAUUCGGGGUUAAGUUGUUGGCGUGGAAGUCUCACUGCUUUGGACGCAUGUACGCAAAUGGCGUAGUGACAAAGACGGCAAGACCUAUGGGGAAGGAAUAAAAAAAGCAAUCCAGUAUCGCCUCUCUCCAUAGUAUAACGCUGUUUCACUUGGACGUCGGAGUUGGAAUCUAACGCCGGCUUGGGCGAGGAUUCGGUCCGAGACGGUGGAUCGCCUGAACGCAGAAGACAACCUCGGAAAGUGGACGUUUUUUUCUGCUCCGCUACGGCGAGGGAGCCGCCAUGGCAGUCGGAUCAUUGAGGCUCCACAUCGGGAUAUGAAGAGCGACUGGAUGGGCCACAAAACGCCGCAUUUAGCCUACAUGCUAACGUUAGCAUCUUUGUGACGGCGUUCCGAGUCAAAUUCUGUUUUUAAAACGUCCCCACACAAGAAGGAGGCCCGAUUCAUGACUAUUUUAAUAGGUGUCUUAAAGGACCCCUUGAGAGAGGAUUACACAAGGGGGGAGAAUGCAGUGAUUUGGACAUCGGAAAGGGUCGUUGAUUAGGCGUGAAGAGGAACAGUGGGAUCUCCCUGUGCAACACAUUUGCUGUCACCCUCCUAUUUUUGAAUGAAAACCUUCAGAGACUCGACCAGCGUGUAACAAGACUCGAGAACCAGAAGCGCUUUGGAUCAUGUCGGGUCGGCCCAGGACCACAUCCUUCGCGGAGAGCUGCAAGCCGGUGCCGCAGCCGUCGGCGUUCGGCAGCAUGAAAGUCAGCAGGGACAAAGAUGGCAGCAAGGUAACGACAGUCGUGGCCACCCCAGGCCAGGGCCCGGACCGGCCACAGGAGGUGAGCUACACGGACACAAAAGUCAUCGGCAACGGCUCGUUCGGCGUCGUCUACCAAGCCAAGCUGUGUGACUCCGGGGAGCUGGUGGCCAUCAAGAAGGUGUUGCAGGACAAGAGGUUUAAGAACCGUGAGCUGCAGAUCAUGAGGAAGUUGGACCACUGCAACAUAGUCCGCCUCCGCUACUUCUUCUAUUCCAGUGGAGACAAGAAAGAUGAAGUGUACCUGAAUCUGGUUCUGGACUACGUUCCUGAGACGGUCUACAGAGUGGCCAGACACUACAGCCGAGCCAAGCAGACCCUGCCUAUGGUUUAUGUCAAGUUGUACAUGUACCAGCUCUUCAGAAGUCUGGCCUACAUUCAUUCGUUUGGGAUCUGCCAUCGGGACAUCAAGCCUCAGAAUUUGCUGCUGGACCCGGAAACGGCUGUGCUCAAAUUGUGCGACUUUGGCAGUGCUAAGCAGCUCGUCCGCGGAGAGCCAAACGUGUCCUACAUCUGCUCUCGCUACUAUCGGGCCCCUGAGCUCAUCUUUGGGGCCACUGACUACACCUCCAGCAUAGACGUGUGGUCAGCCGGCUGCGUGCUAGCAGAGCUGUUGCUAGGACAACCAAUCUUCCCCGGCGACAGUGGAGUGGAUCAGUUGGUGGAAAUUAUCAAGGUUCUGGGCACCCCGACCCGGGAGCAGAUUCGUGAGAUGAACCCCAACUACACCGAGUUCAAGUUCCCCCAGAUUAAGGCGCACCCAUGGACUAAGGUGAGUCAACAGGUGUUCCGGCCGCGUACGCCCCCCGAGGCCAUCGCCCUGUGCUCCCGCCUGCUGGAGUACACGCCCACCGCGCGCCUCACGCCCCUCGAAGCCUGCGCGCACUCCUUCUUUGACGAGCUGCGUGACCCCAACGUCAAAUUACCCAACGGGCGGGAGAAGCCUUCCCUGUUCAAUUUCACCACCCAAGAGCUGUCCAGUAAUCCGUCUUUGGCCUCCAUACUCAUCCCCGCCCACGCCCGCAGUCAGGGCGCCGCCUCCACCCCCACCAACGCCUCUGCCACCACAGACGGUAGCAGCACAGAGCGAGUCCCCAGCACCACCACAGCCUCGGCUUCUGCCUCCAACUCCACUUCCUGAGCGCCACAGACCGCCGCCGACCCCCCCCUCUCCCGCCCCACACAGCCCAUGCCCCCCCCGCACCCCCACCCCAUUGUUGUCCCAGCCAGUGUGGGGUAAGGUGAGGUGAGGCGAGCUCAGACCCGACCCGAUCCUCCUCCCUACCAGAAGGCCACAAGGCCCCAAACCACCACCACACCCCCUCCAACCAGCGCGUCAUCCAGCUGUCUUGAGUCGUCUCUCCGGGCGGGGGCCGUUUCAAAGGGCGGGGCGGGGCGGGGCGGGGCGGGGCGGGGCGGGGCGGGGCGCAGGGGAACCCGGAGGUGCGUGAAAAUCCAAACACACAACGCCGGUCUGCUAAUGUUGUCAAGGUUGACUUUAUUAAACACACAAAAAAAAAAGUCCAACCUGAGCCCACCCCUCUUGGGCGCCCGAGCCCACCCCUCUUGGGCGCCCGGCCCCGCCCACCACUCAUUUUUACAGCAUCCUAACCACCCUAAUUAUUAUUAUUAUUAUUAUUAUUAGUUUCCUCCUAUAUAGUGCAUGACCUGAGAAUGGUUAGAAUCCACGAGGGUGGGGGGGCGUGGAAGUGGGGGGGGCGCUCUCUCACCUUUGACCUCAAGGCAUGAGGAUCGUGUACACACACACACACACACACACACACACACAUGCAUGAUGUAUGUGCAAAAGAAGCCAGGUGGGUUUAUUUGAGUUGUUUUUAAAACGCAUCGCAAGCCAUUUUACUCGACUUUUUUUUUUUUUGUGUGUUUUUUUAAAAACUUGUGCCCCCCCCCCGGGCAUUUUUUUUGUUGUUUAUCUGUGUGCUUGUAUAAUAUAUACAUACCGCAUUACACCCACAGUUUAUAUCUGACUUUUCCUUCUGUAUAAAAGCUAUAUAUAGAUAUAUGUAUAUUAACUACCACCGUUCACAAGUCAUUUAUCGGUGCGUUCAUAUCCGUCAAGCGUUGCAGCAAUAUUUGCUGCUGCCUUUUAAAACACUAUAGAAUUAGAUAACGUGUCGUCUUUUUUUUUUUUUUUUUUUUUUAGCUGGAAUGUGCCGAGAUUCCAGCGCUCCUUUGUCGUCUUUAUCGUGUUGGAUGGGGGGGGGGGGGGCGCUCUCUCCAUCGAGUUCUUCUUAACACUUUUAACCACUAAGUUGUUACCCUGGUGACCCUCCGCACACAUGUUUGGUACAGUCCGUCAAAGCGUCUUAUCAACAGAUAGCGCUCACCACAACAAAAGUAAAAAAAAAACAAAAAAAAAAGAGGAAAAAAGAAGCUGAAUUUGUAUAUACAGUAUAAAUGCUCCUCACCAAAAUUAGUUUGUUUUUUUAUGUUGUGUUGAAUAUUAUGUACAUAUGCAGACCCAUGUACUGUUUAUGAGCAAAAGUGGAAGGAAGAAGAAGAAAAAAAAGAAAGAAAGCGAAUCAGGUGGUUGAUGGAUAUUGUAGAUGCCGAGGAUCUUUAUCCAGCCAUAUGUUCAAUCCUACCUGUACAGUACAGUAGUGGACAGCUGUAUUAUUAUUGUAAGCAGAACUAGUCAUGUAUAGUGUAACUAUAGUUUGGAGUGCCUUUGCUUUCAUACACCUUCGCCUUGUUUCCACAUCACCCGCUCCCCUCUUAAAAGCCUGAGUUGCCCUUUUGGUGCUGUUGAAUGCCCCCCCCCCCCCACCCCCACCCUCCCCCUACCCCUUUGUCAUUGCACAAUUAAUUGUAAUAUACAUAACAUAAUUCACUGACUGUUAAUUGCAAGGUUUAUUUUAGCAGAUCGUCUGUGAUCUAAUUAGGACUGGUGCUGCAGUCCUCGCCUGGACCUCAAGGGGGGGCAAAGUGUACAUGAUACGAAAUGCAGUAUGCGGUAUUACCAAGGAGUGUCACGGUCAAUAAUAUUGCGAGAAUUGGUUGGGGGGGAGUUACAUUAUGAAGAAAUGGGGCGACAACCGAUAUUGGGUUUUUAUGCCGAUAAUUAUUGGUACCGAUAACAAUCGGACAUCCCUAAUCAUAACAUAAUUCAACAUUUAUUCUAUGAUUUUUGCUCUAUUUGGCUUCCAAAUUGGAUAAUGUAUUCUCAUUAGAUUACAUUAUAAUUGUUUUUUUUCCUGGUAAUGCUAUAUAGUGUCCCUAAUACUCCUUGGUAGAGUAAGUGUUGGUUCUUUAAGGUAAUGAUGUAUUCUGCCAUCCGUGGAUACACUAUGUUUUACUUGAUGGGGGGGUGUUUUUGUUAAGGAUUCAGUAGCACCUAAAGGGGUACAGUCAUGUCACCUCUCUCCUGCUUGCUGUAAUUUUGCAUCCAUGAACAUGUUGCAACCCACCUUACCUUAUUACCUUACUACCUUACCUUAUUACCUUACCUUACCUACCACCCCCACUUCAAUAAAAACACCAAAAAGGUUGCCAAAAAAAGAAAAAAAAGACGACAAGCAAGUGGAGAUGCUAGUGUUUUAUGUUAGCAUAGCACAAUGUGCUAACCGGGGUUAAAGAAAAAUCUUGGUAAAAAAAAACAAACAUCCCGUAUAACAGUACUACUACUUGAAUGACUCUGUUUGUGACUGAAAUUUUUAUUUUGUUUGUUUUUUUCUUUUGUUCUGUGAAGGUAUGCUAAAUGUGCGCCUCUGUAAAUAUUCCCUCUGCGUGCUCUGAGGAAUAGUUCCCUGGUACUGUAAUUUGCAUUAAAUAAAGAGUAGGAUAGCCUGGAAAUGAUCAA
This is a messenger RNA of Doryrhamphus excisus (bluestripe pipefish), 4637 nucleotides long. RefSeq names its product glycogen synthase kinase 3 beta, genome duplicate a (gene gsk3ba). Gene Ontology annotation, molecular function: beta-catenin binding; tau-protein kinase activity; ATP binding. Gene Ontology annotation, biological process: insulin receptor signaling pathway; peptidyl-threonine phosphorylation; negative regulation of TOR signaling. Lineage: Eukaryota; Metazoa; Chordata; Actinopteri; Syngnathiformes; Syngnathidae. The record is from RefSeq and is a predicted model, not a curated record. Gene Ontology annotation, cellular component: cytosol; cytoplasm; axon.